Molecule: messenger RNA, 736 nt
Organism: Euleptes europaea (tarantolino)
Lineage: Eukaryota; Metazoa; Chordata; Lepidosauria; Squamata; Sphaerodactylidae
Gene: ARPP19
Product: cAMP regulated phosphoprotein 19
Exons: 3
Coding region: 11-349 (112 amino acids)
Cellular component (GO): cytoplasm
Molecular function (GO): protein phosphatase inhibitor activity
Source: RefSeq, a predicted model, not a curated record
AGGCCGCGCCAUGUCUGCGGAGAGCCCGGAGCCCGCUUCCGCGGAGGAGCAGAAGGAAAUGGAAGACAAGGUGAUUAGCCCAGAGAAAGCUGAAGAAGCAAAGUUGAAAGCCAGAUACCCUCAUCUGGGACAAAAGCCCGGGGGCUCAGAUUUCUUGAGGAAGAGGCUUCAGAAAGGACAAAAGUAUUUUGAUUCUGGGGAUUACAAUAUGGCAAAAGCAAAAAUGAAGAACAAGCAGCUCCCUACCGCAGCCCCUGACAAGACUGAAGUUACGGGGGACCACAUUCCUACCCCUCAGGACCUUCCGCAGCGAAAACCAUCUCUCGUAGCUAGCAAGCUGGCAGGCUGACAAGAAUCUCAGAACUGCAUGAAUCUUCUCAUUCCCUUACUCUUUCCUUAAUAGUUAUUUCUCACUUUUUUUUGUUUCCACUAAGUCAUUGACUGAUCGCUUUGCAGAUAGUGGUAGCCUGUGCUGCUAUGGUAAGAGAAUCCUGUUAAGAAUUAAGUUGAGUAAGUCCUUGGAUGAGUCAAGAACAAUGCACUGAUUUAAAAACAAAAAGGACACGUUUUGUUAGAACAAUGUAAAGUUAAUCUACUUGAAAAUGUACAUAUUACCUAUUUGCUAGUGUAGGGCUGGUUCCAGCAAGUGAUAUAAUAGCAAGUUUGACAAUUUUUAAUGUUUCUGCUUUCCUAAGUUCACUUUAAUUACUGCAUAGUCUGUCUGUGUUGAAUACAG